UUGGAAAUGAGUUUUAUUAAGGCUGUAUUUCACACCAAGGAGGAGGAGAUGAAGAUUAACACUGAGAAGACUCACGAGAUUUUUGAAACCCACGGUGCUCAAAGUGAGAGACUGCAUGCUGAAUGGGACCGUUCUAAGAAGCCUACAAACUUUUGGAAGUGCAGAGAGAAUCAAUUGAUUUACCAGCGAAAGACGAUAUCUCCCAACUACUACACCAUGGGCUAUGAUGUAGAGACUGGAGAGAAGAUUAAGGCAAACUGUGUUGAGUCCGCUUUGUAUAUCGCAAAGAAGCGUGCUGCAGCUAUGAAAUCGCAGUAAAGGUAGAAUAUAUUACAUUU
This is a messenger RNA of Blastocystis hominis, 338 nucleotides long. RefSeq lists its product as hypothetical. The record is from RefSeq and is a predicted model, not a curated record. The transcript has 5 exons. The coding region runs from base 7 to 318 and encodes 103 amino acids. NCBI's taxonomy places the organism in Eukaryota, Bigyra, Opalinata, Blastocystidae.